Messenger RNA from Oncorhynchus gorbuscha (pink salmon), 2593 nucleotides. RefSeq names its product zinc finger protein ZIC 3-like. Gene Ontology annotation, cellular component: nucleus. The transcript has 3 exons. Lineage: Eukaryota; Metazoa; Chordata; Actinopteri; Salmoniformes; Salmonidae. Gene Ontology annotation, biological process: central nervous system development; regulation of transcription by RNA polymerase II. Gene Ontology annotation, molecular function: RNA polymerase II cis-regulatory region sequence-specific DNA binding; DNA-binding transcription factor activity, RNA polymerase II-specific. The coding region runs from base 276 to 1616 and encodes 446 amino acids. The record is from RefSeq and is a predicted model, not a curated record.
GAGUGAUUGACUUUAUCAGUCCAAGGACAUCAUUCGUCUGGAAAGGGGGGGAAGUUUGAUCCUCUUUCUCACGGAUCCCAGUUGCGGGAGUUUCUCUCUGCUGUGUAAAGCGAAGGAUUGUUUUUUCCUUGUUUUGAUUUUCUACUUUUAAAUUCUUAUUUGCCGUUUCAACGCACUGAAAUCGGGUUCCCGUUAUUCGAGGUUAGAGUGAGCUCCACCAACCUGGAGUUUCAGUUGAAUUUUCUUUUAUUUCGUUAUAAGUUCGCUUGAGACCAAUGACUAUGCUCCUUGACAGCGGUCCGCAGUUCCCAUCGCUAGGAGUGGGAGGUUUCGGAACACCGCGACACCAUGAGAUAGGGAACAGGGACCCUGGUUUGGGACUCAACCCCUUCGCUGAUUCAUCCCACUCCGCAGCUUUCAAACUCAGCCCUGUGGCUCACGAUAUAGCCUCCAGCCAGACUUCAGCUUUUACCCCGCAAGCCAGUGGAUACGCAGCUGCCCUGGGACACCAUCAUGGCGGACAGGUGGGUUCGUACGGCGGUGGACCGUUCAAUUCAACCCGGGACUUUCUAUUCAGAAACCGUGGCGUUGGAGAGUCCGCUGCAUCGAGUGCCCAGCAUGGGAUCUUUGCCGCUUCUGCGGGGAGCCUGCAUGGACCCCCUGGAAUCUCCGAUAACCCAGGACAUCUGUUGUUUUCAGGGCUCCACGACCAGGGCGUGAGCCAUACUUCACCAAGCGGACAUGUAGUCAACAGUCAAAUGCAUCUUGGUUUACGCGGGGACAUUUUUGGAAGACCCGACCCAUACCGUCCGGUCGCCAGCCCUCGGACAGACCCCUACGGCGCUCAGCUCCACAACUACAACCAUCCAAUGGGGAUGAAUAUGGGGAUGAAUGUGCCGACACACCACGGUCCUGGGGCCUUCUUUAGAUACAUGAGGCAACCCAUAAAGCAAGAAAUGUCGUGUAAAUGGAUAGAUGAGAACCAGAUGAACCGACCCAAAAAGACUUGUGAAAGGACUUUCAGCACAAUGCACGAGAUGGUGACGCACGUCUCCAUGGAACACGUUGGCGGCCCCGAGCAAAGUAACCACAUUUGCUUUUGGGAGGAUUGCCCGAGAGAGGGGAAAUCAUUUAAGGCCAAGUACAAACUCGUGAACCACAUUCGAGUGCACACUGGAGAGAAACCCUUCCCCUGUCCAUUCCCUGGUUGUGGAAAAAUAUUCGCCAGGUCUGAAAAUUUGAAAAUUCACAAAAGAACACACACAGGUGAGAAGCCGUUCAAGUGCGAAUUUGACGGCUGCGACAGACGCUUCGCCAACAGCAGUGACAGGAAAAAGCACAUGCACGUGCAUACUUCUGACAAGCCAUACAUCUGCAAAGUGUGCGACAAGUCCUACACGCACCCCAGCUCUCUCAGGAAACACAUGAAGGUACACGAGUCUCAAUGUUCUGAGUCCUCUCCAGCAGCAAGUUCUGGAUAUGAGUCGUCCACACCACCAGUUCUGGUGUCAGCGAACACCGAAGACCCAACAAAAACACCGCCGUCAGCCGUUCAAAACACAUCUGGGCACAGCGAUGCAGGACUGCCACCCAACUUUAAUGAAUGGUACGUUUGAAGUCAGUAGCAAGCUCUCAUUGUGGACAAAGAGGUUUUAAGGAAACCUUAAAAAGUACUCACACCAAGGUGUACACAAAAUGGGAUUGGAACAACACGAGGAGAUGAGAGCAAGCCUGCAGCAGCAGGCCUCGUCCUUUCUCAGGAUUCGAAAUGUGACUUUUAUUCCGAGUUCGAAGAGAACAAAUAAAUCAUAAAUAAUGAAGUAAUACUUUCUAAGAAUAAAAAAAACUUGUUUUCCCCCCUUUUUUAGUUUACAGAUUUCAGAUAAUUAUUUUAUUUUUCAUUGUAUGUAUUUUCUCAAAUUUUUAUUUAAAAAAAUAAUGGAGAAGGAAGAAUAUUUCACGGUGUUUUAUAUAAUGGUGACACACUACUGUCGCCUUUCAAUUGAUUGUUAAAAAUUCAGACAGUCUUAAGAAACGUGCCAAAGUCUUUGUCUUGAACUUGAACAAAAAAUAAAUAAUAAAUAAAUAUAUACUCGUGAAUGUAUUUCCUUGUUUGAUGGGGUCGAAUUGUCAAUGUCUGUUUUCAGGUGGAGAAAUGUGGUAUUAGGUUACGAUUGUUACCGUUAAAUAUAACGUUGCCUUUUGUUAAUAACGUUGUAAAUACAUAUUCAUGAUGCCAUAUUUAUCAAUUUGUAAUUUAAUUAUGGAUAUAAGUUCUAAAACUUAAAUGAUAUUUAUGAAAAUGUUUUCUAACAAGACUGUACAGUUUUGGGUCAUAACCAGCUAGCAUUAAACAACUAUGAUCAACUAUAAAGCUCCAAUAUUGCGAUUGUAUCUUUUUUUAACCAAUACAUGUGUCUUAUUUGGAUCUAAGAUAUCGUCUAUAUAAAUGUUAUGGAUUUGUCUAUAUGAUGCUGAUUUUUCCAUCACUUAUUGUUUAACUUGUGAGACCAUUGACAUGUAAAUCAUCAAUUCUGUAAAUCUGAAUUGUAAUCAAUUGAGUUGGCAAACUAUAUAAAACGGUUCUGUCGUA